UGUUAAUCUUCUCGGCAGGCGGACGGUGGCCGUGGUGGCUGCGCUAAGCAGCCAUUUAUUUUCAUUAACCGACAAACUCCCGGCGGUUCCCGGCACUUCGCUCAUCGUAUGAAUGUCUUUUUAUGAACUCGGAGGGUCGGAUAUAGGGAUGUCCGCGCCGGGGUACCCGGGUUUCGGCUCCUCUGUCGGGCACGGCGUGGGCUCGGCACCGCAAGGAGGAGUAGCAGCGCCGCUUCAAGCGGGUCCAGGACAGACGUAUCCCACCACGUAUCCUGCUGCAGGUUACUACAGCAACCCACCACAAAGCUACCCCACAAUGUCAAACCCCUGUGCUCCAGCCUCCAGCAAAGCUCCUGUAAUGAACAGCCAGUAUCACCCCAGUUACUAUCACAACAGCCACCCUCAUACAGCGCACUCAAAUGCUGUGCCAGGCCAUGCCAACUAUGGAGGGGCCCUGGUUCAAGCUCCGCCUCUUCAGCCUUACAGCACUGCUGCUCCGCCUACUUCUGCUGCUGUCCAUGCAAAUCAGCACUCUCAGCCAUUCCAGCAGCACCCAGGUUAUCUGGGUGCCUACUAUGGACCGUACACAGCCUCUCAGGGCCCUUCACACUACCCAGUUGUGUCCUACCCCUCUGCUGCAGGGGGUGGUCAGUACAACAUGCAGCCUUCUUCACAGGCUUCGCUGCAGCAGGUCUCUCGUGGAAAUGGCACCCUGCCUGCUUCAACUUCGACAACAGCUCCUUCCAGCUAUGGUGCACUCCCAGCUGGCCCUUCGGUGGCAGUUAAUGGGCAGGUUAACACAGUUUCACUUCCUGCUCUUCAGCGCUAUGACCAAAAUCGGCCAGCCUCAGCCCAUCCUUAUACAGGAGUCCAGUCUGAUGCUGGAGGACCUGCCAGCGAUAGACCACCUUCUCUUCCCCCCUCCACCUCAGUCCAUUCCUCUCCUAGUCAUCGGCAAGGCACACUGCGUGGAUAUGUCGCUAAUAGCGGGGUUAGCUCUGCCACUGCCGCCCCCUCAUCAUCGAGCUCCGAUGAUGACGACGAGGAGGAGGAGGAUGAGGAAGCAGGUGUGGAUAGCUCCUCCAGCGGCAGCAGUGCCUCUCCCGUCCCCAACAACUACGAUUCCUUGGAGGGUGGAAGCUACCCAGAUACCCCUUCAGUUCCUCCAGCCACUGACUCUUCGAAAGCAGCCCCACCUUUUGGCUUUGGGUAUCCCAACCUCCAGCCAGCCUAUCAGCAAAGUCCAGCCAGCAGAAAUGACUCCACCCCAUCCUACAGUGGAUUCAAUCCACCUGGGUACCAGCAGUUCUCACAGCCCUUUCCCACCAUGUCCCAGUUGUCGGCAGCAUUGGGGGGAAUCGGCGGCGUGUCCGAGCUGGAGGUGGAGGGACUGCGGCCAGUGAACCUGCUGCAGGAAAGGAACAUCCUACCGCCUGGGCCUGUGCCGCCUCCAGAGCCUAACCUAAGCACGGACUUGCGGAAGGUCAACUGCAGCUCAGACACUUUCCGAUGCACCUUGACCAACAUUCCCCAGACCCAGGCGCUGUUGAACAAGGCCAAGCUUCCCCUAGGCUUGCUUCUACACCCUUUCAGAGACCUCACGCAACUACCGGUUAUAACAUCAAACACCAUUGUGCGCUGUCGCACCUGCCGGACCUACAUCAACCCGUUUGUAUCUUUUUUGGACCAGAAGCGCUGGAAGUGUAACCUGUGUUACAGGGUCAAUGACGUUCCUGACGAAUUCAUGUACAACCCAGUGACCCGCUCAUAUGGAGAACCACACAAGAGGCCAGAGGUGCAGAAUUCCACAGUGGAGUUCAUCGCUUCCUCAGAUUACAUGCUUCGCCCUCCUCAGCCUGCAGUCUACCUGUUCGUUCUCGAUGUGUCCCACAAUGCAGUAGAAACUGGCUACCUGAACAUCUUCUGUCAAUCCUUACUAGAGAACCUUGACAAGUUGCCAGGGGACACACGUACACGGGUGGGAUUUGUCACAUUCGACAGCACCAUCCACUUCUACAACUUGCAGGAUGGCCUCUCCCAGCCGCAGAUGUUGGUGGUGUCUGACAUUGAUGAUGUCUUCAUCCCAACUCCCGACAGUCUGAUGGUCAACCUAAAGGAAAGCAAGGAGCUGGUGAAGGACCUUCUGAACACCCUGCCCGCUAUGUUCACCCACACCAGGGAGACCCAUAGUGCCCUGGGCCCCGCCCUGCAAGCUGCCUACAAGCUCAUGUCCCCCACAGGGGGCCGUGUAUCAGUCUUCCAGACUCAGCUUCCCACACUGGGUGCUGGCCUUUUGCAGUCCCGCGAAGACCCCAACCAGAGAUCCAGCACCAAGGGCGUACAGCACUUGGGCCCAGCGACCGACUUCUACAAGAAGCUGGCGCUAGACUGUUCGGGCCAACAGAUCGCUGUGGACCUCUUCCUCCUGAGCUCCCAGUACUCGGACCUGGCCUCGCUAGCCUGCAUGUCCAAGUAUUCGGCCGGAAGCAUCUACUACUACCCAGCAUUCCACCGCAUCCAUAACCUGCCCCUGCUGGGAAAGUUCCAGAAGGACCUGCAGCGAUACCUGACCAGGAAGAUUGGAUUUGAGGCUGUGAUGAGGAUAAGGUGUACAAAAGGCUUGUCCAUCCACACCUUCCAUGGGAACUUCUUUGUCCGCUCAACUGACCUGCUGUCACUGGCAAACGUCAACCCUGACUCUGGGUUUGCGGUACAGAUGUCGAUAGAUGAGAGCCUGGCCGACACUUCGCUGGCGUGCUUCCAGGCAGCGCUGCUGUACACCUCCAGCAAAGGAAAGAGGAGAAUUCGAGUGCACACACUGUGUUUGCCAGUUGUGAGCCAGCUAAGCGAUGUGUUUGCUGGGGCUGACAUACAGGCCAUCACCUGCCUACUAGCAAACAUGGCUAUCGACCGCGCCAUAUCCUCCAGCUUGUCGGAUGCACGGGAUGCCCUGGUCAAUGCUGUGGUGGACUCACUGACCGCAUAUCGGAAUGGAGUUUCAGGCCUGCAACCUGCGGGUCUCACAGCUCCCGCCGCACUGCGUCUCUUCCCGUUAUACGUGCUGGCGCUGCUCAAACAGAAAGCCCUGCGCACUGGAACCAGCACUCGUCUGGACGACCGUGUCUUUGCCAUGUGUGAGUUCAAGAGCCAGCCACUGCGUCACAUUAUGCGCAUGGUGCAUCCAGAUCUGUUUCGCGUUGACAACUUUUCUGAACAGCAGGGGGCACUCCACCUGAACAACUGUGUGGUCCCCCAGCCCCAGCUGCUCCAGCUGACAGCAGAGAAGCUGACUAGAGAGGGAGCUUUUCUCAUGGACUGUGGCAGUGUGCUGUACUUGUGGGUGGGGAAGUCCUGCAGUGAGCUAUUCAUAAGGGAUGUUCUUGGCUGCCCCAACCACACCUCCAUUCCACAGAAUAUGACUCAGAUCCCUGAUUUAGACAACCCUUAUUCGGAAAGGAUGAGAACUUUCCUCAACUGGCUGCAGGAGUCGCGCCCCUUCUGGCCAGUGCUUUAUGUUGUGAAGGAUGAUGCUUCUGCCAAGAUCAGCUUCUUCCAGCACUUGGUGGAGGACCGCACGGAAUCGGCCUUCUCCUACUACGAGUUCCUCCUCCACAUCCAGCAGCAGAUGUCCAAGUAGGCAGGUCUCAGCAUGCUGCUCCCAUGGCAGACAGGAAGUAAGCGCUGGCACACCUUUAGCAGGACACCUGCAGCUCCACCUCCACCUGACUUUGUAGGGUAGGGCUACAGAGGUGAUAGCAGCUGGUGUGUCACCUGGUGUGGAUUGGGGCAUGGCUCUGUGAGCCCCAUAAGAAGAUCAUGAUGUUGAUGAGGAAGAACUGAGAGGAUAUACGGCGUUCUAGAAAGUGUCUUUAUCCCGCCUCCUUCUCACUGCGGUCAAGGAGAGCGCUUCCCCAUUUCGCAGCUCCUGGUUCCCUCACCUGCUCUGUUGUCCUCUUCUUCAUCCUUCAUACACACAAAUGGAUCUGCAGAGGGGGCAAAAUGGUGAAUGAGUGUAGGAUCAUCCAGUUUUGAUGCAACGAACUGUCAGCCAAUGGGGAGAGCCAUCUUGCAUGUCGUUCUGCGUCGUCCCAGUGUUCCCCUCCGUCACCACCCACACUACACAUUCCUGACAUGUCAGUCGUCAUGUGUUAUGGAACAUGCAUUUGAUGUUUCUGUGCUCUUGACUGUGGUGGACUUUACCCCAGCAAGAGUAAAUGGUGCCCCCUCUAGAUCCCCCUUUCCCACCCACUCCAGCCUGUGUGAUCAGACACCUCUUAAGUUGAUGUAACAUCUUCCUCUUUUUUUGGGCAAUAACAGCAGUCGUUCUCCACUUUGUAAUUCUCUUGCACAUCUUUUAUGUAAGGUUAUUUAUGAUCCGCUUAUUAAAUAAAACAAAAGUAUUUUC
Molecule: messenger RNA, 4405 nt
Organism: Scleropages formosus (Asian bonytongue)
Lineage: Eukaryota; Metazoa; Chordata; Actinopteri; Osteoglossiformes; Osteoglossidae
Gene: sec24b
Product: SEC24 homolog B, COPII coat complex component
Exons: 24
Coding region: 113-3637 (1174 amino acids)
Biological process (GO): COPII-coated vesicle cargo loading; intracellular protein transport; endoplasmic reticulum to Golgi vesicle-mediated transport
Cellular component (GO): endoplasmic reticulum exit site; COPII vesicle coat
Molecular function (GO): SNARE binding; zinc ion binding
Source: RefSeq, a predicted model, not a curated record